AAAGCAAUGCGUACUUCUGCGCAUUCGUACUUCACUUCAGCGCCUCAGAAAUUCUCGUCUCUUUUAACGCUGGAGGUAUUUUCUGAACAUAAGCUAACAGUAUCAAAGUAUACUACCUAUAGUUUGAUGUUGCGUGAAAAUAUAGAGAUUAUGGUGCGCAUAUAGCACAGAGAAAUGUUCAAACCGAAAGACAGCAUUAUGUGACGUACACUGCAUGUACAAAUGAACAAAUCCCGCUCGAGUUGCAUAGACACGGCUUCUUUAAGAGCUGAAUCCAAUCGUGGAUCUCAGGGGGCGGGGCUUCGUCCUCCCUGGUUCCUUCUUGUUGCUGCAGAGGGAGUCUGUGUUCAGCGCAUUAACGAGGCUCUGUAGUCGGAGCGCCCAGGAUGAGGGCGCGGGAUCUUAUUCUGCUCGGAACCGUGCUGAUGGAAAUACAUUUGGGGGAAACGAUCUGUCAAGAACUCGCUCGUUGUUAUUUACUGCGUGUGGACUGCAUGUUAGAGGUGAUUAUGGCUUGAUCAGUGUUUGAAGCUUUGCACGGUGAUUCAUUCGCCCCCGCUUUUAGGGCGCUCGGAACAAGCGGGUUUCUUUUCAUUCUGCCUGGAUAGCGAAAAGGCUUGAAGCACUGUCAAGAUGGCAGCUGUAUUUGGAGAUUAUGUUACGGAUAUAGUGGUUUGCUUGAGGCUUGUGUAGUGUUACUUUUGAAUUGUGGCAGCUAACGUAAGUGUAAACGUUAUCCUUGUCGAACUCGGUAUCAGGCGCUUGCUGUGAUCUCGCUGCUCCCCUGUGUGACCGCAUUCAGCGCUUUUAACGAGCAUUUGUACAGAGUGAAAUGCAAAUUGCACUAGCUCUCAGCAGGACACGUGGAGAUUAGUUAGAGGGCUGAAGAGAAGGUUUAUAAGCACUGGUGCAAAACCAAAAUACAGCUAAGGCAUCCAAGUGCAACUUUGCAUUCAUGAUCAGUCUGGAGUUUGAAAAUGAGCACGUCAUGCAUUAGUUUUGGUUUGCCACAAGAGCCAAACGUAAAGUUAGACCCGUCCUGCACAGAAAUACUCGCUCAGAGAUCCGUCUAUUGAUGGAAUGCGGGACUCGGACCGCGGCGGAACUGUGUCCAAGACCAUAAGCGCACAAAGUGUUCAUCCGGGGAAACAUGGCACAAGCUAGUGGCGAGGAGAAGAAACCUCCCACAGGAGACGUUGACAUAGAUCCGGACUUCGAGCCUCAGAAAAGACCGAGGUCCUGCACAUGGCCUCUGCCUCGACCGGAGUGCAGCACUGGGCAGCCUGAGCCGACCGAAGCGGACAUUAUUCCCGAGGAGGAGGACGACGAGAGCGGCUCUGAUCACCGUGUGGACAACACCAACACACACACAGGAGAGCAAACAAGCUACAUACGAGCCAAACAGAACCACGACUGCGAUCCUCCUGGUCCAACAUUAAAUACAACUUGUAAUGACAAGGACAGUGACUGUCCCAGCGCCUCCCAAUCGCUGGCAGCUGCAGCUACUGACUCGGGCAUUACUACUCUCACACUCCAGCAGCCCAGAAAAUCAUCCGCACGCAGAAAUGCAUGGGGAAAUUACUCCUAUGCUGACUUAAUCACCCAGGCCAUCGAGAGUUCCCCAGAGAAAAGGCUGACUUUGGCCCAGAUCUAUGACUGGAUGGUGAGAUCUGUGCCAUACUUCAAGGACAAAGGUGACAGCAACAGCUCUGCAGGCUGGAAGAACUCCAUACGACACAACCUGUCCCUCCACAGUCGGUUUGUCAAAGUGCAAAAUGAAGGGACAGGCAAGAGUUCAUGGUGGAUGGUCAACCCAGAUGGUGGGAAAGGUGGUAAAGUACCCCGAAGACGUGCUGUUUCCAUGGACAAUAGCAACAAGCUAAUUAAGAGUGCCCGUGGCCGUGCUGCUAAGAAGAAAGCUGCUCUCCAGGCUGCUCAGGAUGGAAGCUCUGAAAGCUCCUCCAGUCUGUCCAAAUGGACUGGAAGUCCCACAUCCCGUAGCAGUGAUGAGCUAGAUGCCUGGACAGACUUCCGCUCCCGCACUAAUUCCAAUGCCAGCACCAUAAGUGGCCGACUGUCUCCUAUCUUGGCCAACUUGGAAGUGGAUGAGGUUGCUGAUGAUGACUCUCCCCUCUCUCCCAUGUUGUACUCUAGUCCUAGCAGCAUGUCUCCUUCCACUGGCCUGACUGAGCUCCCCCGCCUUGCUGACCUUGCAGGUACUAUGAAUCUCAAUGAUGGCCUCUCAGACAAUCUAAUGGAUGACUUGCUUGAUAACAUCAGUUUAACAGCUUCACAGUCUCCAGGCCAAGAUGAUGAUAGUGCCAGUGAACAAGGAAGCCCAGUGUUUACCUUCAGCUGCUCUGGCAACAGUCUUGGGGUUCCCAACUCCAUGUUUAGCCCAUUGUCUGUCACCAGCCUGCGCCAGUCCCCCAUGCAAACGAUUCAGGAGAACAAGCAGGCCACCUUUACUUGUGGUUCCCACUUCGGGAAGCAGAGUUUACAGGAUAUGCUCAGCUCUGAGCCUCAUAACCACAGUGAUGUCCUACUGACCCAGUCUGAUCCAUUGAUGUCGCAAGCCAGUGCCUCCAUCUCCAUUCAGAGCUCCCGUCGCAGUGGACAAGCUGGGCCUGGGGGGCAAGUGGGACUCAAGAAGGUCUCGCUGUCUGGAUGGCGAGUGAAUGGGGUCUUGGGGUCAACAAGUGAAUCAGAUUUCCAAAGCCUGAUCAAACAGCAUCUUCAACAGUCUCCGUCCAGGAGCACAUCUAUGCAGCUCAGCUCCUCUGAUUCCUUGUUGUCAGGUCUCAACGGUGUCAUGCCCUGUCUACAGUCAUCAACUCAGGAUCGAUUCUCCACUGAUCUUGAUCUUGAAGAUUUCAGCGGUAAUUUUGAUUGUGACAUGGACACUAUCAUGCGGAAUGACCUGAUGGAUGCAGAUGACUUGGAGUUCAGCUUUGAUUCUCAUCUCUUUUUCCAUCAAAAUGCGAAUCUGAAUUCAGGGAGUAUGUCAAAUACCAAACGAACCUCAUCCCAAAGCUGGGUACCAAGCUGAUCAGCUCAGCACAUGGAAUGUCAUGAUGGGGCAGAACAAAGCAACCUGUCCCAACCUUUUAAACACUGUCCUGCGUAAAGGACCUGUAUAAUAAUCUGACAACUUCAGAUUACAGUUAUCAGUUAUUAAAUUUACUAACACUUUUGAUGAUUUAAUGGGUUUGUCAACAAAAGUGGUGCAUUGUGAUAAACAUAGGCUUGUAAAUGAUGAAUUUCAUGAAAUUGAUUUUGUAGUUUGGCAACAACAAGGUAGAAGGUCUGAAAGGACUGCAUUAAAGAAAACUAAUGAAGCUGGAAAGGUUUUUGAUGUUUUUAGUUAAUAAAAGUAAAGUCCAAUAAUCCCUUAAUCUAUUCAAAGAACUAGGCCUAGACAAGUAUUUCACUGUUACAUUUAGAUUAUGUGUAACCAUAGUUUCAUAGACAUAGGCAGUGAUGAUCAUAUUGCUGUUACUCACAUCGAUAGAAAUGCAUUCUGCCAAACUAGUAAUCAUUUAAUAGACCAUUUAAUUGGCCUGUUUACACCAUAGACUAGAGAAUGGUACUGUUUUGGUUUUUUGUUUUUCUUCAGAAUUGACAUGGGAAUGUCUUGUGCUUUAUAUUAAUCUUGUAAACCAGAAAAAAGGGAAGAAAAGUAAUUGUGUGAUGUAUCCAUUACUCCUUUCACAGAACAGUGAAAUAAGACCAGCUAAUGAGCUAUUAAAUGUGAUGUUUAAAAAUCUGUUCCUUCUCUGGUGCAAGGCAUUAAUGCUCUUUUAAAUUGUCAAGGGGUGCAUUUUAUUGAGUACUUGAUCCUACCAACUGUUUUGUCACCUCCAUCCUGACUUCACCUGAAGGUCUGAACAUCUUAAAGUAGUUUUCUGUGAUGUGUACACUAAAAUGUUUAGCAUAUUUAUUCUAGAGGUAAGAAACUUUACAAACACUUACAGAAUAUUAGAACAUGAAUUGCCACUACAUUUUUUGUGUAUAGUUGGAAAAUCACCAUUUAUAAGCUUUUAGGGCUACAAUGGCACACUUUUAGCCUUUGUACAUAUCUGCACACUCCGUGGUGCUCUGAAGAGCUUUGUUUUUGCUCUUAUUGCAAUAUGCAGCAAAGAUCUUCACUUUGCAUGCAAGAAGCAGACCAAUUUUGGUAUUAUAGCUGCAAUCAGUACAAGUUAGUUUGCUUACAAGGACUCUGUUUUACAUAGUUUGUUGAACAUGUAAAGCAAAUUAGCUGACCAACAGUGAGCCUACUAUUUUGUAUGUUGAGUAGUAGUGCCAUUCAGAGACCCCUGUCACUUGGCAAACUUGCAAGUGUUGCUUUAUCAUGGUUGAACUCAAUUUUAUACCCAGAUCUUCAACAUCUCAAGCACCAAUGUGCAAUCUUUUUAUGAGUAAUGUUGAGUUAGGGUAGUCUUCAUUGUUUACAUAAAUCCAUUGUGCUAAUAAAACCAAGAGUAUUGUACAUUGCUGUCCUGAUUAUGGGAUAUUUACUUCAAAAAUUUUAACUUGGAAAAUGUAUCCUGAUUUCAUGGUAUUAUUAAGGCAUCAAUAGGAAAUGCAAAUGAGAAAAGUGAAAUGUUUUAUGUAUCACAUGCCCUGUAUACCAUGACUGGCUAUAUUGAACCUAUGUACUAACAUAUGAGUUGAGUGUUUGCUAGUUAGGUAGUAGAUUGGGAUGGGAUAGUGCAUGUAAAUAAAGCUUUGCACAGUACUAUGAUUGUCUUGGGUCCUUGUUGUCUUUUGGUAAUUAAGGAGUUUAAUAAUUAAAACAUAGCCUGUUUUCUUGUGGAGGUUCUUCACCACCUCCUGAUGAACCUGAUUCAACUUAUUAAAAAGUCUGUCACAGAAAACAUUGUACAGUGAAAAACCUUGUGUAUUUCACCACGAUUAUUCAUGCUAACAUUCUACAAAAGCUUAUCCCAAACACUCUUGUCAUUUGUAAAUACAGCUGAAAAACUCACUUAUUGUUCGAUCUUUAAUUAGCUCCACCUGUCAAUACCAAGGGUCUUUUAAUAAAGUCUUUAUAACCACAAAGAUCGCUAUGUUGGCAUCUAUUUUAUCUUGCUGGCCAAAACUAUCUAUAGAUAAUAUAGGAUCAUAAGCUGGUUAUGCAUAAUUAAAAAUGUUUCUUUAGAUUGAUGCAAGUAAACAUCGAGAGCUCUUCUGGUCUGAGAUUUAGAAUUAUUCUCAGAUUAUCUCUUAAAUUUGCCAAAAUUUAAGUAAAUUG
This is a messenger RNA of Ictalurus furcatus (blue catfish), 5257 nucleotides long. It is a transcript of the gene foxo3a, whose product is annotated as forkhead box O3A. Gene Ontology annotation, cellular component: nucleus; mitochondrial matrix. Gene Ontology annotation, biological process: regulation of transcription by RNA polymerase II. Gene Ontology annotation, molecular function: RNA polymerase II cis-regulatory region sequence-specific DNA binding; DNA-binding transcription factor activity, RNA polymerase II-specific. Bases 1151 to 3049 code for a protein of 632 amino acids. The transcript is spliced from 2 exons. The record is from RefSeq and is a predicted model, not a curated record. Lineage: Eukaryota; Metazoa; Chordata; Actinopteri; Siluriformes; Ictaluridae.